Molecule: messenger RNA, 1707 nt
Organism: Pistacia vera
Lineage: Eukaryota; Viridiplantae; Streptophyta; Magnoliopsida; Sapindales; Anacardiaceae
Product: MDIS1-interacting receptor like kinase 2-like
Exons: 3
Coding region: 1-1707 (568 amino acids)
Molecular function (GO): protein binding
Source: RefSeq, a predicted model, not a curated record
AUGGCAAUCUCAUCCCUCAAUAAACUCUCCCCUGUUUUCUUCAGCCUCUUUGUUGUGCUACAUUUUCAACUAAAUGUUGCUUUUGAUUCCACUCAAGAAGCACAAGCUCUUCUCAAAUGGAAGGCCAACCUUCAAAACCACAGCCAUUCUCUCAUCUCUUCAUGGACUCUUUAUCCUAUUAAUGCCACCAACAAUUCUACUCAACACAGAAGCAAGAUAAGCCAUUGUACUAAUUGGUCUGAAGUUUCUUGUGACCAUGCUGGAAGCAUCCAUAGAUUGAACCUGUCCAGUGCACGUUUAAAAGGUAUGCUUGAUGAAUUGUCAUUCUCAUCAUUUCCUCAUCUUGCAUAUCUUGAUCUUAGCAUAAAUGAACUCUUUGGAGUUAUCCCUGCACAAAUUGGUAAUCUCUUCAAACUGAAGUAUCUUGACUUGUCAACUAAUCAGUUUUCUGGGAAAAUACCAAUUGAAAUCGGUCUCUUUACACAUCUUGAGACCCUCCACUUGGCUGAGAAUCAGUUGAAUGGUUUAAUUCCAAAAGAAAUAGGCCAACUAAUUUCUCUUAGUGAACUGGCUCUAUACAGUAACCGCUUGAACGGUUCAAUUCCUGUUUCUUUGGGAAAUUUGAGCAACUUGGCUUGGUUGUAUCUUUCUAAUAAUUCAUUUUCUGGUUCCAUUCCUCCAGAAAUGGGAAACCUCUCAAAUCUAUUUGAACUUUACAUCGAUAACAAUAGCUUAACUGGUCCAAUCCCUUCAAGUCUUGGAAACCUUAGAAAGCUGGAAGUCUUGCACAUGUUCAUAAACCAACUUUCUAGUUCCAUUCCCAAGGAAUUAGGAAAUUUGGAGUCUCUCACUUAUAUCAGUCUUCAUAGCAACAAUCUUUCAGGUUCAAUUCCAGCAUCUCUUGGUGGUAUGAGAAGUCUCAUUCGUGUUCAGUUAUACAAUAAUAAUCUUUCUGGCUCCAUUCCUCCUGAAAUAGGAACUCUGAAAAAUCUUGUUGAUUUAGAUUUAAGCAAAAAUCUACUCAGUGGUUCUAUUCCUGAUUCUUUUAAAAAUUUGAACAAAUUAGAGAUUUUGUACCUUCGUGAAAACCAUCUUUCUGGUACCAUUCCCCAGGAAAUAGGAAAUUUCAUGUUCACAAAAUUGGAAUUAGAUACCAACAACUUCACAGUUGGGGAGAUUCCAAAAGAACUUGGAAACUUAAGUUUGCUAGAGGAGCUGAUUUUGAAUAGGAACCAACUUUCUAGUGGUAUACCUUCAGAAAUUGGAUUCCUCACCAGAAUUACCCGUCUUAACUUAUCCGCAAACAAGUUGAGAAAAUCAAUCCCUGAAAGUCUAGGGAACUUGUUGCAAAUGAACAACUUGAAUUUGAGCAACAAGCAAUUUACCCAAGAAAUUCCACCUCAGUUGGGGAAGCUAAGUCAACUUACAAAGGUGGAUUUGAGUCAUAACUUCAUCAGCGGAAAGAUACCUCCUCAAAUAUGUGAUUUGGAGAUGUUGCAGGAGUUAAAUCUCUCCCACAAUAGUCUUUCUGGGUUCAUUCCGAGAGAAUUUGAAAAUAUGGUUACCCUAUCAAGCAUUGAUAUAUCUUACAAUGAGUUGGAGGGUCCAAUUCCAAACUCCACAGCAUUUAAAAAUGCUAUCAUGGAAGAAUUACAAGGGAACAAAGAUUUGUGUGGUGAUGGGCUCUUGUUCUUUCGCUUGCAGUGA